AUCAUGUUCUAUGAGGAACUUCCCGAAUGACCAACGAUAAGAAGGCGGAGUCCAUGUUGUGCGAUGACCAAAGCGUUCGAUGAGAGGAGAGAAUCCCCGGGGCUUUUGCGAGCAGAAUAAAAGCCUCGCUUGUUUCUCGUUCUCUUCCCUACACAUUUUCUCAUCUGCUUGCAAUAGCAUGAUACAUUUUUUCAUCGACAGUAAACUUUUCCACUUCUACACAGCUUCUUCAGACCAUCUCCAAAUCGUCAAGAAUGCUCUUUCAGGAAAUCCUGGAAGACGACUCGUUCCCGCUGGACGGCUUCCUCAAUCUCGCUGCUCCGGCGGCCGAGCAGGAAGAAUCGCUGGCAACCAGCACCUCAACUACCUGCCAUGAAGACGACGACAUUCACUCUCGUGCCGACUUCCUCGAACAAGGGGAAAUCUUCGAUUUUGACGAAUUCGUAAAGGCCAAAGGAAUCGUCCUCAAACGAGGCCGCUCGCAAUCGACUCAAGGCUCGUCAUCUUCAAGUGCCGCUGCGACCAGCCAUGGCUCGGCACUCUCAACCUUUACUUCCGCGGCAGCAUCCUUUGCGUUACCUCUCAGUGUGCCUCCGGCUGCGCCUGCGAACUCCACUCAAUUCAUACCCUUCAUGGAGCCGAGUUUCACAGGAUUCAUGAACUCAGUCGCACGUCAGGAACCGGCGUUGCCGUUCUCCGCCUCGCCUGACGCAAUCAUAAACGCUAGACACCUCCCCCAGUACGCCACGGCGGCGGACCCAUACCAGGGUCCGUCCGCUGUCGGUGCUACUGCGUUACAGCCUCCAAGGUCAGAAGUGCCAGCCUGUCCCGUACACACGAUAGGCCGACAAGUUCCUCAAGGCCUGCUCGGAAGUCGCGCACAUGGCAGUACGCCUUACCAUCGGCCAACAACCAUUCGUUCCGGCCCUGACUCGUCAGUGGGGAGGCAAACGGGCCGCCCGCUUCACGCCCAGCCACGUAGCACCCAGCCUACAUCUACCGACUCGUCAGUGAUGAGGCAGCCGGGUCACUCACAUCAUGCCGAGCCACGUAACACUCGGCCUACAUCUACCGACUCGUUAGUGGUGAGGCAAACACACCGUCUACUUCAUGCCCAGCCACGCAACAGCCGACCUACAUCUACCGGCACGACAGGCUUGCAGGCCCUUUGUGGGCCUCAUCGGGAGGCAUCGACGCUCCGCACCCUGCCUCGCACCACAGCUGUCUUAACGUAUGCAAUGCCAACUAUGCCGGCCUCUUCCGGCUCUCGCCGAGACGUAUCUGCGAGUGGCCCUCAAUCGCGCGCUCCCCGCUCUACAUCAACCAUCACGACGGUAGCGCAUGCUGCUCGACCUCCUUCUGGUCGUCGACAAGCGGUGAGGGAUUCGUCCGGAAAACGACCAGUUGGAGGAAUCCUGGCAGCGACACCUUUCCAGAAUUAUGUCAUGGCCGGAGGUGACCCUCAAUACUUUCACAUCUACUGGGCCAAUGCGCUCGAAUUGCAGCAGCAACAAUUUCAAGCGCGACCGUCGCAUCCACCUCCGAUGAGAGCGAGUGUCCCAGCUCCCGCCCAAGCACAUAUUCCUACGCGUACGGUGCACAGCAUUUCCGCUGCUCGCCUGGAUGUUGACGCCCAAACGUACUACACAUUUCCGACUUUCGGGCGAGGAUCGUCCAACGCUUCGUCUACCAGCCCCGAAGACGCAGCCAGAAAGCGCAAACGCCCGGCUUCGGGGGCAAUGGAGGAGCCACGCUUGCCAAUCUCAGCCAACCCGGUUCCGCUAGCUACCAGAACACCUAAACGCGCACGCACACUCGUGCCGUCCUCGGAAGCAGGCCCGUCUGGAUCGUCCUUGACAACCGUCAGUCAAAAAGGGCGGCGACUCCCGCAGGUUCCUCACGCUUGCGUUCCUUGCCGAACCCAUCACUUCAAAUGCAAUGUGGAGCGCCCAUGUGAGACAUGCUCGGAGCAUGGAUGGGCGGCCUUCUGUUUUGACCUGCCGCACAAGCGACGCGGUCGCCCCCGCAACUCUAAGACGAAGACCAAGACAGCAGGGGCCCUUCCUCCACCUUCCCCACCUCCUCCGCCCGGUGCCUCUGGUUUUAUCUGUGUGUAAAGACCUGUACUAGAUAUAGUAGGGAGUCUUUCGGUUCAUUUUGCUCGAAAAGUUUUCGUCGCUGUAUGCACACUGAAGUUCAAUAGUAUUAACGG
This is a messenger RNA of Fimicolochytrium jonesii, 2212 nucleotides long. RefSeq lists its product as uncharacterized. Bases 255 to 2117 code for a protein of 620 amino acids. Gene Ontology annotation, biological process: regulation of DNA-templated transcription. The transcript has a single exon. Gene Ontology annotation, molecular function: zinc ion binding; DNA-binding transcription factor activity, RNA polymerase II-specific. The record is from RefSeq and is a predicted model, not a curated record. NCBI's taxonomy places the organism in Eukaryota, Fungi, Chytridiomycota, Chytridiomycetes, Spizellomycetales, Powellomycetaceae.